Molecule: messenger RNA, 2633 nt
Organism: Ficedula albicollis (Collared flycatcher)
Lineage: Eukaryota; Metazoa; Chordata; Aves; Passeriformes; Muscicapidae
Gene: SSR1
Product: signal sequence receptor, alpha
Exons: 11
Coding region: 1-954 (317 amino acids)
Cellular component (GO): endoplasmic reticulum; endoplasmic reticulum membrane
Source: RefSeq, a predicted model, not a curated record
AUGGCUAUACAUGAUACUGAGGAGAUCAUAGCAAAAAAGGCAUUCUUUAGGUUUCAAAACUUGAAUGGAAGCUCAGGUUUAUUAGUUGCAGCUCAAGAUGCUACAGAAGAUGAGGAAGCUGUGGAAGAUACUAUAGUUGAAGAUGAAGAUGAUGAAGCUGAAGUUGAAGAAGAUGAGCCAACAGACUUGACAGAAGAAAAAGAGGAAGAAGACUUGUCAGGAGAACCUAAAGCCUCACCUAGUGCUGAUACAACCAUCUUAUUUGUGAAAGGGGAAGACUUUCCAGCGAACAACAUUGUAAAGUUUCUGGUGGGCUUCACCAACAAGGGUACAGAGGAUUUCAUUGUUGAGUCUCUUGAUGCUUCUUUCCGGUACCCUCAAGACUACCAGUUUUACAUCCAGAACUUCACAGCUCUCUCUCUGAACACAGUAGUUCCACCCCAGAGACAAGCCACGUUUGAGUACUCCUUCAUCCCUGCUGAGCCAAUGGGUGGGCGUCCUUUUGGUCUGGUUAUCAAUCUCAACUACAGAGAUGCAAAUGGCAAUGUUUUUCAAGAUGCUGUCUUCAAUCAAACUGUUACAAUUAUUGAAAAAGAAGAUGGGCUGGAUGGAGAAACGAUCUUCAUGUACAUGUUCCUCGCUGGGCUUGGUCUGCUGGUCAUUGUUGGCCUACAUCAGUUACUAGAGUCUAGGAAGAGGAAAAGACCGGUACAGAAAGUAGAGAUGGGAACAUCAAACCAGAACGAUGUUGAUAUGAGCUGGAUUCCCCAAGAAACUUUAAAUCAAAUAAUGCAGAGUAGAAGAGAUAAAGCUUCACCAAGGAGGUUGCCCUACAAGAGGGCACAGAAGAGACCAGUGGGCUCUGAUGAGUCCCUGGGCCACUUGGACGCGAGCUUCCCAUCAGUCUCACGAGAGGAGAGGCGAUUCAGAAAGCAUCACCGCAGCAGGACUUAGGAAGAUGUGGAUGCUUCAGCUUCACUGCAAUUCCCUGGCCUCCAGAGCUGGAUACACAACUCAGAUGAUUCUUUGGCUCACUGUGAAAUGGGUUUUAUUUAUAGGAAGGCAUAUGAAAUGCAGCUAAGGCAGCUCUGACAAGCUAAAACAAAAAAUUUGUCUCUUUUUUGACACAUGCAUGUGGCUUUUGAAUACAUCCUGAAGAGUUUGCGGCCAUAAACAUUUAUGCAAGAAGAAAACAAUGGUAGCAGAAACCUAUUUAAUUUAUUUAAAAAAUGACUGGCACACUACAUGAUGGGAGGAUGUUCACCUAUGUGACCAUUAAUUAAAGAAGAGAAUCCUGACCCUGCCGAUGCAGGAAAAUCAGCACUUUUCUGCUGUCUCGCUGUGUUGAGGAACUGCACCGGGAGACAAGCAGUGUUUCAAAGGGGCCUGGCUACCAGAAAAUGAAAUGUGCUGAAAAUGAACACGAGUUUUCAGACUGCUGCAAUCAUCUCCAGCUCAAACUCAGAACAACCAAAGGAAAAGAAAGUGAUCCACUGGCACAGAUAAACUCCAGCUUGCACGUCGUCCUCCAGCAGAGCUGAGUCUGAGAACAAGGCACCACAAACCCACAAGAAGAGCCACGCCCAUUUCAUAACCUGUAAUUUUUAAAUAUAACAUUUUAUUGCUUAGAUGGUUUGAUACAGAACAAGUUUUACUUUUUAUUUUGAAUUUGGAAGUACUGUACAACUGAAAAAAAAAGAGGAAUAAAAGUACCAAAACAAUGUGUGAUUCUCUGUUCAUGUGGCAUAAACCAGUCUUGUACACAAUUCGUAGCAGCAGUUUAAGUUCCCUUUAGAAAAAUAUGAAUUCUACACAUUUAUUACUGUUUCCUGCAUGGGAUGAAAUCACUAGGAUUAAACUUCCUUCGUGGAGAGAGAAGAGAGAGAAAGGAGACACACAGAGAGGAAAGAGAAGAUGAAUCAUUCUGAAAAUGGAAUCAGACUGUCACAUAGCCCCCUAAAGUUAUUUCACAACAGCCUCAAACAAGGUUCUCUCUUUUUUUUUUCCUUUAUUUUUUUUUUUGCGCUUUCACAGUCAAGUGCUUAAUGUAGUGAUUGAAUUAUCUCCAUGUUAAGUCCAUUGCAACUCAGGCAAAAGAAUUUUAAUUUUUUUUUGUUUUCUUUUUGUUUUGUUUUUGUUUUUUUGUUUUUUGUAAAAGCCCUGAGAGAGGAAAAAAAUAAAAAGAUUCAAACGAAAAUCGUAUAGAGACAAAUUAGCUGAACAUGCAAACUAAAGCCUAAGAUUCACCCAUAGUUUAAACACAUUAUAAAUUUCACAGUUUAAUAUUGGGGGAGGAAGGGAAACAAAAAAAAACCCCAACAACAGCAACAGUUCUCAGUCAAACUCAACUAAUAAAAAUGUCAAUAAAAUGUGGCAAGACCUUAUACUCUACUAGGAUAUAGAUAAAGGCUAAAUAAAGCUUUAAAUCAAUAGUGAUUAUUGCUAGCAGAUGUCCCGGCAGGCUGCUGGGAAUUAAUUACUUGCUACAUUGUUCUGCAGCAUAUAGUUUAGUAAUGGCUUCUCCCCCACAGUAUUGCGCAGUUUAGUGUGGAGAGUUGCAAAAAAAACCCCCAAAACAAAACAACAAAACAACAACCCCAAAAUAAACAAAAAAAUUACAAAAACCAAAAAAU